Molecule: messenger RNA, 630 nt
Organism: Nycticebus coucang (slow loris)
Lineage: Eukaryota; Metazoa; Chordata; Mammalia; Primates; Lorisidae
Product: cyclin-Q-like
Exons: 2
Coding region: 46-630 (194 amino acids)
Biological process (GO): regulation of transcription by RNA polymerase II
Cellular component (GO): nucleus
Molecular function (GO): cyclin-dependent protein serine/threonine kinase regulator activity
Source: RefSeq, a predicted model, not a curated record
CCGGCACCAGACACCAGGGUGCACUUUCGCGUGACGAGGUUCAUCAUGGAGGCAGGAGUCAAGCUAGGGAUGCAAUCCGUUCCCAUUGCCACUGCUUGCACCAUUUACCGUAAGUUCUUCUGUGAGACCAACGUGGACGCCUAUGACCCUUACUUGGUCGCCAUGUCUUCCAUUUACUUGGCAGGCAAAGUGGAAGAGGAGCACCUGCGUACCCGUGACAUCAUCAAUGUGUCCACCAGGUACUUUAACUCAGGCAGCGAGCCCUUUGAACUGGACUCCCGCUUCCAGGAGCUCAGAGACAGCAUAGUGCAAUGUGAGCUUCUCAUGCUCAGAGUUCUGCGUUUCCAGGUCUCCUUUCAGCACCCCCACAAGUACCUGCUCCACUACCUGCUGUCCCUCAAGAACUGGCUGAACCGUUGCAGCUGGCAGCAAACCCCUAUUGCCAUCACCGCCUGGGCCCUGCUACGAGACAGCUACCACGGGGCGCUGUGCCUCCGCUUCCGGGCCCAGCACAUUGCCGUGGCGGUGCUCUUCCUGGCCCUGCAAGUCUAUGGAGUCGAUGUGCCCGCUGGGGCUGAGGCUGAGAAGCCCUGGUGGCAGAUUUAUACCAUGGACACAGAGUUCCCUUAA